CACACUGUACAUCAAACAGAGUAGUAGGAAGUAUUUGUCGCGUUGUCAAAAAAAGGGAUUAAAGUGUUCUUUUCAAUCUCAGCGCUAGCCAAAUCGAUUGUAAAGAGUAGCAACAAUGUCUAAAAAGGAGGAUAAAGCACAGCCCGCGGAAGAGCUGGUCAAGGUAAACAAAUGGGAUGGAUCAGCGGUGAAGCAUGCACUGGAUGAUGCAGUGAAGACCUGUCUACUGGGCGAUCGUCCCCAGUUGAAGGAGCAAUUUGGAUUGGUAAACACCCGCCUGCUGCUCUGUGCCUUGGCUGUCGGUGUCGCCAUAAUGGCGCACGCCUGGGACUUCACCCAUCCAUUUCCGCAGUCGCGGCCGGUGCUGCUGUUCAGUGCGCUGGCCUAUUUCGCCCUGAUGGGCGUGCUCACGCUACACACAACGUUCCGUGAGAAAGGCACCUUUGCCGUUGCCGUGCAGAAGGAGGCCGGUGGCGGUAAGACGAAUCGCACCUGGGAGGCCAGUUCGGACAUGAAGAAGUACGAUGACAAAUACAUGCUCACCCUCUGUGUCAGGAAUGGGCGAGGACAGCGCGAGCAGACCAGCACAAAGUCAUGUGCCGCCUUCAUCGAUGGCAACGGCAUCAUUCUGGAUCAUCUGGUGGCUAACGAAGUCAAUCGUUUGUACAACUUGCUGGCUGCCGAAAAGAAGAACAAAUAGCUGGAGCAACAAUAGGCAGCAGCAGCAACACCAGCAAUUGCUGGUUGCUUAAGCAUUUUUUUCUUGCGCUUUCCAUCUACUUUUUUAUGUCUUAUUAAAUCUCUCUCAUUAAAUUAA
Messenger RNA from Drosophila grimshawi, 817 nucleotides. RefSeq names its product signal peptidase complex subunit 2 (gene Spase25). The record is from RefSeq and is a predicted model, not a curated record. Gene Ontology annotation, cellular component: signal peptidase complex; membrane. The transcript is spliced from 2 exons. The coding region runs from base 116 to 700 and encodes 194 amino acids. Lineage: Eukaryota; Metazoa; Arthropoda; Insecta; Diptera; Drosophilidae. Gene Ontology annotation, biological process: protein targeting to ER.